Molecule: messenger RNA, 2020 nt
Organism: Gossypium arboreum
Lineage: Eukaryota; Viridiplantae; Streptophyta; Magnoliopsida; Malvales; Malvaceae
Exons: 5
Coding region: 653-1192 (179 amino acids)
Biological process (GO): protein dephosphorylation
Cellular component (GO): nucleoplasm; protein phosphatase 4 complex
Molecular function (GO): protein phosphatase activator activity
Source: RefSeq, a predicted model, not a curated record
CAUCCAGAUAUACAGGCUUGUUUGGUUCGACAGAAUGGCCAUUCUAUUCCGCCCCUAUUCCAUGCACUACAGUGACACGUUUGUUUGGUUGAAAUUUGAUCACCGAAUUGCCAUUCCAUGCGGGCUCUAUACGCGUAAACGCUGCAUUACCAUUCAGAGGGUCGGGCAAUGAAUGUCUAUUCAAUGCCUAUUGUAAUAGCUUUUUUUUUUAUUUCAGACGAAAAUCUCCUCCCACUUCCACUCAUCAUUCAGACGAAAAUCUUCUUGGUUUUUUCAUAAAAUGCAUAGAAUACUCUCUGUUUUUGGAUUUUGAGUGUGGCAGAUUUGAGUGUGGUGGAAAAUAUGGAGAAAUCGAUGUCGAAGGCAGAGCUUUCCAAAGAAAUGCGCAUGUCUCCUACCGUGCAACCCAGCGAUUGUGGGAACAGCGAGGCUCUGAUCAAUUAUCAGCGAUUGUUUUGUAAUUGAUUGUCAUGGCGGGCAGAUGCUGCAAGAAGAUUAAACAAUCAGUUAUGUGAUAUUACUAUAAAUUGGGCUAGUGGUUUACAUCAUGCCAAGAAGUGUGAGGCAUCUGGCUUUUGUUACAUCAAUGACUUGGUUUUGGGAAUCUUGGAGCUUUUGAAGUAUCAUGCCCGUGUAUUAUAUAUUGAUAUAGAUGUACAUCAUGAUAAUGUCUCUAAUCAACUUGUUGAAAUUCUAUUAUGACAGGGUUGGUUAUUUGAAGGAUGUUGUUUUGGCAAGGGUAUUAGAUGAGGCCACAGCUGCCAGUCUCAAUUCUAUAAUUCAUUCAAACAAUGCUAUUGUUAUUUCUAUAUUGAAGGAUGAUAGCACCUUCAUUCAAGAAUUGUUUGCUAGGUUGAGAUCACCCACCACAUCUGCUAAAUCAAAGAAAAAUUUGGUAACUGUUGACAUUGGUCUGAAGUUUUAUUGUUUUAUUUUUCAUUUGGUAUAUGAAUAUUUGUUGUUCAAGGUUCUUUUCAUGGGUUUGAAGUAUGGUUUAUUCUGUUUGAUUUGUGCCUGCAAUAAUUUUUCAACUUAUUCUUUUAAUAGGUAUAUUUCCAUCUGUAAAUGCAUACUAUCUAACCUGCAAACUUCUUGUGCUGUUGUUUUUUCUUUGUUUAUUUUUAUUUUUGGUUCAAUGUCGUGUUCUUUACUUAAACUAAAACAUUCAAUGCUUCUCUUAUUGAUAAAUUAGAUCCUGGCUUAGAGGGCGUGAUUACAAACAAAAAUACAUGCACUCUCAAAUAUGAUUCAGGUUGAAUUUUUUAUCAUCUUAAUCACAAACGUUUGCAACUUGUAAAAUCAAGGCAACACACAAGACGUCUAUUAUAUUCGUCCAAACUUGGAAUAAACUCUUGCUGUGAUUAUGAUACAAUUAACCUUCCAGAAACCUUUAUGAUUGCUCAUAUCAGUGACAAUAAAGAACUAUCCUUCUUUUUUUUGGAAAAAAGAAAUGAGUCCGAUUUUACUUGUAGGCUUCUCAGCUAGAAACCCUCACUCGGUUUCUAUGUUUUUUUUUUCUCUUAGUACUAAUUGUAUGCAAUUCUUUAUUUUGGGUAUAGUUUUUAGUUAUAGUAUGUAUUUAGUAUUUAAAGAUAAAGAUAUACACUUAUUCUAUAUGUAAAAGUAAGUUUCUCAACUUCCCAAUGAAAAAGAGACAGUUUAUGGAGCAUUGGACAAAUGGUAGCUUGGGAGACUGAGUUUCCAUUGAUUGCAACUACAAAAGCUUUACAAAUUUUCAAGAAGAGGAGCAAAUGGUUGCAUUUUAUUCAAGUAUAUUCAGUCUAUCGGUAUUCUUGCUUUGUAUUUUCCAGCUUCUAAAAUACAGUCAUUGAUGCAGGGAAGCUUUAUAUGUUCAAUAAUUUUCCAUUAAUAUAUAUUAUAUUAAAAUAGCCUUGUAUUAUCAUAUUUGAUUCUAUAGAAUAUUCUCUGUCAGUAUUUUAAAAGAACCUUAAUGUUAUUCUUUGUGAAUAGAUACUUUCAAUCAAUAUUCUUUAUGAAGUUUGGCACAUGUAAAAAUGAA